Molecule: messenger RNA, 3140 nt
Organism: Ceutorhynchus assimilis (cabbage seed weevil)
Lineage: Eukaryota; Metazoa; Arthropoda; Insecta; Coleoptera; Curculionidae
Source: the annotation of a GenBank genome assembly
AUAAGAAAAACAAUUUAAAUAAAAGUUUUCAUGUGUAAAAUCACGAUAAAAGGUUAUCAACCGCCGGUAAAACGCAUUUCCCAUGCAACCGUAGAAAGCAAAAUGAAACUAAAAAUAAUAAUUAAAUGAAUUAGAAUUAGAAUAAACAAAAAGCCCAGCUGUAUUAUUCGGGUAAGGAGGGAAGCAACAUAUUCCAACUAUAUGGGAAAGGAUGGUCGAAUUUCCUUCAGUGGUUCUCUGCUGUUCUAGUGACUAUGACGGAUAAUGUAAAAGUGGCUACGUAACGUGUGAACUUGUCGGGAUUUGCACAUUUAGUAAUAUGGAGUGGUUAUGGAUUACUUUGUUGUUAUUAGUCUCUGACAUACACACAAUCCAAACCCACCUACAAAGACCGGUAAGAUUCAUUGAUAAUCAAAGACACUUCCGUCAUAUCGACUCUUCAGUGUCCACCAAUUUCGAUUGGGAACUGAGUUUGAGAGAAGCUACAGUACAAGCUCUAUAUAGAGAACAUGUUGACGACCCUAAUUUGAGAAAACAUAUUUAUUCAGCGCCACUUUUGGGCAAACAGAAUAAGGCAACCCCAUUUGGUGAUAUAGCAAUAUUAGCAAGAGGACAACUGUACGCUAAUUAUGCUGGAUACAUUUUCGUACAAGAUCCCUAUCAGAAUAAUUGCGACGAUUGUUAUAAUAUAGAUGAGGGUCCUCUUAGAGCAAGGUGCAUCGCUAACAAUUGCCAGAUUUGGCACCCAAGAAACAAUGAACAUGUAAUAGUCUUAUGGUCAAUUAAACGAAUAAGACAUAGAUCAGAGGGCCACAAUAAAAUAGAGUUUGAAUAUACCAUAUCACCUGUAGGAUUUAGACAUUCCAAAGAAAGAUAUGUAACCAAAGACGGUACAUUUAAUUAUAAUCUACCUGGUCACGUUUUCCUGCUGAAAAGUUCAGAAACUCAUCAAAAUUUAGACAAUGUGCCCUCAAAACUUAAACAGUUUCAUCCUGGAGCACUGGUAGCUCAGACUUUGGAUGGAACCAAGUAUAUUCUGCAUAGUUUUCCGGGAAUUUUAGCUUUGGAACCACCAGGAUAUCAAACAACAACAAAAAAUGUAUUGCCUACAAGUAUUACGACAACUACACAAGAUCCCAAAAAAGUUUAUCAGACUUUAUUGGAAGUACUAUAUCAGAAAACUUCAACUGGAGCUCAAGGGUUUACUCCAGAGCCACCAAAAACCACAAUCGCAGCAGGCACAACGUUAGUACAAUUCACAGACAUUCAAGUAAUCCCAAUGACAGAUUUAGGAAGUUCAUUUAUAACAAAAACCACUCCAAACUAUGUAACUAUAAGAUUUCCGGAAACUCCUACCAGCCAAACCAAUGGAAAAUACACUUCAGUGACACCUAUUGUCUUUAAGCCUUCUACCAAUGAAAUUCCACCAACAACAUCACAAACUUCGAUAAAACCCUCAACACCUCAUGAUUUUUAUACGACCCCGUUUCUGACGACACCAACUAGAUUUCAACCGGUUUAUACCGAACCUCAAAAGCCAAUUACUACUAAACCUCAUAUGAAAACCACUUUCCACUUUUUUGCUGCAGAAGAACCAACUAUAAGGCCCAUUACAACUACCCAACAAUAUACAGAAAAUGAAAUAUUUUCAAUUGAAAGUGUGAAACCAACUAAACCAACUAGAAUUACAACUUUGGGAAGUACUAAAACUACACAGCGGUUUAAGGAGACUACGACCAAAUGGCCAGUUACUACUGUAAGGCCCGCUACUGUAGGAAAAGUGACCCAACCUAUUAGAACUACUUAUGCAAUAACAGAACAAACCACCAAACCAGCCUAUAGUGAUUUUAGUAUUCCAAUAGUGGUGGUAGAAGAAGAUACUUCAGUUGGUACAACUGCACAAGAACCAACUACUACCAAUAAUCAAUUUCACACGACAACCAUCCCUCCCUACCAAGAAACCACAACUAUUGGUACGACUAGAGUAACUCCAACAUAUGUAACCAAUAAUGAAGACAUAAAAACCACUAUAGGAGUUACUAGGAUUAUGAGCACUAUUCAAAACCUAAACACAGGAAUGACAUUUUAUGCUGCUGAAGAUACUGAGAGUACAGCUAGUAGUUCAAAUAAACCAACUACAACAAGACGGGAGGAAAUUGAAACUACUUUUACUAGUGGUAGUAGUUCAACAACAAAAGUUACUCCAACUUCAAUGAAAACUGCUAUACCGAAAAAAAUUGAUAAAGUAACUGUCAAAGCAACUUCAUUUUAUCCCGAAGAAGAAUUAUUUGGUUUGACAAAACACAUUCCUAAAAAAUCUAAACCAACUAAAUCGUUAAAAGUUAGUCCUACACAAGCUAGUGACUUUUUGGUUGAUGAAAAUCCUCAACAAGACAGAACCCCGUUAUUUAAAAAGCCAUCAAAAGAUUAUAAUGAAGACGAUAUUUUCGGAUCAACAAAAACUACCAUAUUUUCGUCAAAAAAGCCUACCACAAGAGAAUAUUCAAAAUCUGACCUUGAAAAGGCACUAUUUGAUUUGAAUAACAAUCGUAGAUCAAAGGCUUUAAAUAAAAGAAAAUCUAGUACCACAGAAGCAACUCCAUCCAAAUUCCUAUAUUCGAGUUAUUUUGAAACAUCUACCCUACCAAUGACAACAGAAACUCCUCAGGCAACUACAAGUGCUGUAGCAGCUUCAUUGGUACCAAAAAGAAAACUGAAAGUUCCUCUUCCGAAGCUGAAAAAAAUUGAAAAUCCUGUGACAAGCCAGAGUUAUUUAACAUCGAUUUCUUACGAAGUCAACAAAAUUGAGAAACCCCAGCAAACAAUUACAACACAGAAAAAGGAAAGUAAAGCCACAAUUGAAAGGAUAAAUCCUGCAAUAAGAGAUUCAGAAGAAGAUGAUUUUGCUCUAAGGCUAGUAGGUCAAGCUAAAGGAGUGGCUUAUUUAGAUCAAACAUCAACAACUGGGGCGAGUACUGCAGCUAGUGUCAGUGUCAAAACCACCAAAAUGCCUAAAUAUACAAGAAGAAGGAGUUAUAUUGCUAGAGCAAAAAGACCAGUUAGGAAAAAGAUUGUAAAAGAGAUUGAAAAUACAAAGUAAAAAUGUAUAUAUUUUUCUCAAAUUGCUAUGUUAAUUUUAU